AGUAUUUCAGAUGAAAGAUCAGUUUUAUCCAGGAAGUAAAAUCAUAAUAACAACUAGGCAUGCAAGAUUGUUAAGGACUCAUCGAGUUAUUGAGAUGCUUGAAGUUCAAACUUUGCAUGACAAGGAAUCAUUGGAGCUUUUUUGUUGGCAUGCUUUUGGUCAGGACCAUCCCGUUGAAGGUUACAUAGAAUAUUCGCAAAAAAUAGUGGAUCAUUGCGGAGGACUUCCAUUAGCUCUUAAAGUUUUAGGUUCUUCUAUGUACUUGGGGGAUAGUAUAGAUGUAUGGAAAAGUGCACUGGAGAAGUUAGAAGCCAUUCCAAAUGGUGAAAUAGUAAAUAAACUAAGAGUAAGCUAUGACUCUUUGCAAGAUGACCAUGACCGAAAUUUAUUCCUCCACAUUGCUUGUUUCUUUAUCGGAAAGGACAAAGACUACAUUGUUAACAUACUAGAUGGAUGUGAUUUCUAUACAAUUGUUGGCAUUCAAAAUCUCAUCGAUAGAUGUUUGGUGAGUAUUGAAUGUGAGAAGGUGCAGAUGCAUGACCAGAUUCGUGGAAUGGGAAGAGAAAUUGUUCGCUUGGAAUCAAAGGAGCCUUGGAAGCGUAGUAGAGUGUGGCAACAUAAGGAUGCUUUCAAUAUCUUGACAGAAAAGAAUGGUACAGAUUCAAUUGAAGGCCUUGUCCUCGACAUGCACAUGCUCCCUAGAAACAGUCACAUAAACUCAACGGAGAUAGUCUUGGAAACCAAUGCAUUUGCAAGGAUGCGUGAACUAAAACUACUCCAUCUUAAUCAUGUACAACUCGAUGGAUCUUAUGCAGAAUUUUGUACAAGAUUAAGAUGGUUGUGUUGGAAUAAGUUUCCUUUGGAUUCUAUACCCACAGAUUUUCCUUUGGGGAGCCUGGUUGUUCUUGAAAUGCAAUAUAGCGGCUUGAGGCAAGUCUUCAAAGGAACAAAACGUCUUUCAUCAUUGAAGAUCCUUGAUCUCAGCCAUUCUCAUUCACUUACAGAAAUCACCGACUUCUCAUUUUGCCCAAAUCUAGAGAAAUUGAUUCUUGUAGAUUGUGAAAGACUGGUUGAUGUCAAUGAAUCCAUUGGGAACCUUGAGAGACUUGUUUACUUGAGUAUGAAGGAUUGCAAAAAUAUUAGGAUGCUUCCAGAGAACAUGUGUAUGCUAAAAUCACUUAAAACACUUAUUAUAUCUGGUUGCACAAAUCUUAAUGAGUUAUCAGUUGAGAUGUUAAGGAACAUGGAAUUUCUGAAAGUGCUUGAGAUGGAUGAAAUCCCGAUAACUCAAGUAUGGCGAGGAAGAAGUUUAGGUAUCUGGAGUUCUUUACCAUGCUCUUUAGUAAAUUUAAGUGUUUGGGGGUGCAAUCUUUCGGAUGAUAACUUUCCUAGGGAUUUUAGUAAUCUAUCUUCACUGCGAAGACUAAACGUAGGGAAUAAUCCAAUUUGUAGCCUGCCAAAUUGCAUCCAAGGUUUAACAAGGCUCGAUAAACUCUCUUUUGAGAAGUGUACAAGGCUCAAAUCGCUUGUGGGUUUACCAAAACAUGGUCGCUUGAUUAUCGUAGAUUGCAUAUCAUUGGAAAAAAUAACGUAUCAAUCCUCUUCAUACUUCACACUUUCUUUAUCAGAAG
Molecule: messenger RNA, 1631 nt
Organism: Prunus avium (sweet cherry)
Lineage: Eukaryota; Viridiplantae; Streptophyta; Magnoliopsida; Rosales; Rosaceae
Source: RefSeq, a predicted model, not a curated record